This is a messenger RNA of Triticum turgidum subsp. durum (durum wheat), 1047 nucleotides long. The record is from the annotation of a GenBank genome assembly. NCBI's taxonomy places the organism in Eukaryota, Viridiplantae, Streptophyta, Magnoliopsida, Poales, Poaceae.
AUGACGAUGGUGCUGGAUGCAUUUGCAUCCUACCUGGGGGACUUGCUCAAGCAGGUGGUAGAGGAAGAGCUGGGAACAAUGUUGGGAGUCUCUGGCGAGAUCGACAAGUUGGGCGACAAGUUCCAGGACCUCAAGAACUUCCUCGCUGACUCUGAUAGGAGGAACAUCACCGACGAGACUGUCCAAGAGUGGGUGGGGCAGCUCAAGCGGGCCAUGUAUGAAGCUGCUGACAUCCUCGACCUUUGCCAGCUCAAGGCCAUGGAGCGUGGACCAUCCACCGUAGAUGCAGGGUGUUUUAAUCCCUUGCUUUUCUGCAUGCGCAAUCCCUUCCAUGCUCAUGAGAUCGGCACCCAUAUCAAGGCUCUCAACCAGAGGCUUGACUCCAUCAAGAAGCGCAGUGCUGCUUUCAACUUUAUUAAUCUCAGGUCCUAUGAGGAUCAUAGCCGUCAUGAUAACCUUAGCCGGGAGACGAUAGGGGACUUUGACCAGUCGGCUGUAGUUGGGGACAAGAUUGAAGAAGACACAAGAGCACUAGUGGCCCAGAUCAUGCAAACCGGAAAGGAGGUCAAUGAUGACAUCAUGGUGGUUGCCAUCGUAGGUGCCGGCGGGAUUGGCAAGACCACCCUCGCGCAGAAGGUUUUCAAUGAUGAGACCAUCCAAGGUGAGUUCAGUAAAAAGUUAUGGUUAAGCAUCAACCAAAACUUCAGUGAUGUUGAGCUGCUGAGAAGAGCCAUCAUCGAAGCCAGAGGAGACCACUCAUCAGCUGGGAAUGUAAAGGCCAUGCUUCACCAAACCCUCAAGGACACCUUGAUUGGCCAGAAGACUUUACUCAUAAUGGAUGAUGUCUGGGACCAUGGAGCAUGGGAGAAUGUGCUCAAAAUACCCUUUGUCAAUGCUGCUGCUUCGGGAAGCAGAGUUCUUAUCACCACUAGAGAUGAAGGUGUAGCUCGAAAAAUGGUGGCCAUAUGGCCCUACCACCAUGUUAACACAUUAUUGCCUGAAGAUGCUUGGUCAUUGCUCAAGAGGCAGGUACUCUCAAGUAGAUAG